GCUAAAUGUAUGUGUAUAUAUUUGUGUUAUUUUGGAAGUGCGAAUUAUCUGUUUCUUUCUUUGUUGCAUUUAGAUAUUGAUGCUUGUGUAUAUGUAUAUCUGGGUUGGUGCUGAGUAUUUAUCAAUUUUUGGCUUUUGAUAAAUUAUCUGUAUUCAGUCUCUGUUUAUGUUGAGGUAACAAUUUUAUAGAUUUGUGCAGAGCGUGGUUCUGAGUCUUUAAUAGGACAAUUAGGUAUUUAUAGCAAUUUGCCGGCCCUGUAUAAGAGUGAUACUAUCAUUUUGUCAUUAUUUAAGGCUGAAAUUUAUGAUGUUGAAAAAAAGGAGUCAGUCUCCACGCAAUGACGGAGGCAGGAUUUUCACCCAGGGGUUCAUAGUUCAAAAUCCCUUCUUCCCCUUGGCCCCAUGGGAGUUUUUGGAAAGAGAUAUUGAUCUAGGCUCUUUGAUAAGGACUUUUUCAAAGAUAGCUGAACCGAUUGGGCAGCCGUGAGCUUGGAACUGUUUGAAUUCCUCUUGCAUUCUAAGGAUAAAUGCCUUUUUUAAGAUGAGAUUUGCUGAUUUUCAUAGUGCUUCCAGCAUUUGAGUUUUCCUAAUAAUCUUUGUACGCAUUUCUAUGUUGUGGUCCAGUAUGUAGCUUUAAACUGGUUGUACAUAUUUCUAUCUUCUAAAUUUGUCGUUUUUAUCUGGUACUCUUUUUGAAGAAUAUAAUUUGUUCACUCUGUGAAUUGACUUCAAUACCGGGAUUUUGAGGACUUGAACGUUUUAUGCAGAUGGCGUACAUUUGACCCUUUUUGGAAGUAUAGAUGGCAGAGUUACUUCAAUUGGUCAACACUGUUAUGAUCUUGCUGAUCAAGCCUUUGUCACUGGUCAAAUUCACUUGCUUCUUCGGUGUGAGAACGAUAUGCAUUGUUAUCCAAACCUGGACAGCGCUGGUGAGAGCUGCUAUGGGUUUUCAUGCCAGGUUACUCUGGAGACUGAUAAUUUGGUAUAUUGCUAUUCUAUCCCUACCUAUACGAAGUUUAACUGCUCUACAGAGGGAAAGGGUGCUGGAGAUGCAUCUGCAGGAAAUGCAGAUCGAGUUUGAGAAUCUUGUUUGGGAAAGGAAGGAACUUGAGAAGAAAAUACUAGUAGCCAUCAAGGAUAAAAAGAUAAUGCAGGCCAUGUUAGCAGAACUCGAGGAUGAACAUGACGAUGCCAUCGUCAAAAUUGAGCAAUUGGAGGGCCAGAUAUGCACUAAUUUUGAUGCAAGACGUGUUUUUCACAACUUAUGAUGAGGCGGUUGCAUGAUGACGAGGAUGAAGUUUUGCAUUUUUUGAUUAGUGGUGCAAAACUUCAAUUUGGGUUGGGUGAGUUUGCCCUGAUUACUGAUUUAAGAUGUCAGGGUACUACAUCUAUUAAGGUGUCAUCAUAUGUCAAUCAGUUGGUGAGAAACUACUUUAAUGGUUCAUCUAAUGUGAUAUGGUCUCAACUUGAAUCUUGUUUGUUUAAGGAUAAAUUCAAGUCUGAUGCAGAUGUGCUGAAGAUUGCAAUUUUGUAUUUUGUAAGCACCUUCUUUUUUCUAUGAUGAAGAUCAAAAUUGUUGGUAUGCCGUAUUUUGAUCUAAUUGAGCAGUGUGAUUUCAAUUCCUAUGCAUAGGGCAUUGAUGUUUUUCAUGCGAUAUUUUAGUCACGUUUCCACAAAUUUAAGAUAAAGCCUGGAUUUUUUUAGGUAUAAUGGAUUUUCUUUAGCUUUACAGAUUUGUUUGUGAAUUUAGCUUUACAAAUUUGAUUUUCUGGAUGUUGUCCUGAGUUCAAAGAUCGCUUUGCUGAGCAUAAUGGUUUCAAGUGUUGUUUAUUUUGAACUAGAGC
Molecule: messenger RNA, 1844 nt
Organism: Solanum dulcamara
Lineage: Eukaryota; Viridiplantae; Streptophyta; Magnoliopsida; Solanales; Solanaceae
Exons: 4
Coding region: 801-1268 (155 amino acids)
Source: RefSeq, a predicted model, not a curated record